Sporothrix brasiliensis 5110 is the source of this 1779-nucleotide messenger RNA. RefSeq names its product g2 m phase checkpoint control protein. Gene Ontology annotation, molecular function: mRNA binding. NCBI's taxonomy places the organism in Eukaryota, Fungi, Ascomycota, Sordariomycetes, Ophiostomatales, Ophiostomataceae. The record is from RefSeq and is a predicted model, not a curated record. Gene Ontology annotation, biological process: P-body assembly; cytoplasmic stress granule assembly. Bases 1 to 1779 code for a protein of 592 amino acids. Gene Ontology annotation, cellular component: P-body. The transcript has 3 exons.
AUGUCGGACUUUUUAGGAGCCCGUAUCUCCCUCAUUUCCAAGAGUGACAUUCGGUACUCUGGCAUUCUGCACAGCAUCAGCUCAGAGGACUCGACCGUUUCGCUCGAAAAUGUCGUCUCGUACGGCACGGAAGGCCGCAAAGGCAAACCCGAAGACGAGAUUGCACCCGCCGACCAGGUCUACGAGUACAUUGUGUUCCGUGGCACCGAUGUGAAGGACCUCCGUAUCGAGGAUGGUAACUCUGCACCGCCCGCCCAGGUGCCAAACGACCCAGCGAUCCUUGGUGGUCCGCCCCAAGGCGCCCCCCAAGGCCCCCCCCAAGGCCCUCCCCAAGGACCGCCGCGCGGCCCACCACCACAAGGCUUCGUUCCCAACAUGCCUGCCCCCCCUGGUGGCUGGGGUCCCAAUGGCCCGCCUCCGGGAAACCCCCCAUACCCACCGCCUCCCGGAUGGUACCCUCCACAAGGACCUGGUUUCGGCCCUGGCGGCCCUCAGUGGAACAACAACUUCUACCCGGACCCGCCCCAGUUUGCCCCUGGACCCAACGGCCCACCUGGUCCCAACGGCCCCCCCAGCGGUCCUCGCGCUCCUGGCGCUCCUGGCGCUCCUGGCCGCUCUCCGCAGCCGCAGCAGCCUGCUGCAGGUGGCCCGGCACCUCCUACCCAUGCUGAGAAGCCCAAAGGCCCUACCCCUGGUCCUGCGGAGCUGGAGCCGAAGUCGUUAGGCCAGCCACCCUCUGCUGCCAGCAGAGGUGCUCCGACUGGCCCGAGCGCCGACGUCCGCAAGGCGGUUCCGCCAACUGCACCCGUCGAGGCCCCUGCUGGCCCCGUGCCUACUGGCCCCAAGAAUGCGACUCGGAUAGCCCCGAUUGUCCCGCUCCCCGCUGGCCUGGUGAACAAGACGACGACGCAAACGACGACUGCAGCUGCUGUGUCCACCAAAACCACAGAGUCGGCACCAGGGGCGUCGAUUCAGUCUGCAACAGAGGCUGCCAAGGCCGCCGUCGCCAGAGCCAUGGCUGGUCUUGGCUCCGCUCAACCGCCGCAGGCCAGCCCUGCUGCUGCUGCCGGCGGAUCGUCGGCUCUGGACAACCUGACGCGCAAGGUCGACGAGAUGCGCAUGAAUGCUGCUGCCCAGGCAAACCAGGGCAGCUACAACAACAACACGAGCGGCCAUUACAGCAACCAGAACAACUACAAUACCAGCCACCACAACUACAACAACAACCAGUACAGAGGACGCGGCCGUGGCGGUCACUACAGCGGUCCCCGCACGGCCAAGGUGGAGGUGCCGGAUGCGGAGUUUGACUUCGCCUCGGCCAACGCCAAGUUCAACAAAGACGACGUGGUCAAGGAGGCCAUUGCUGGCGGCAACUUUGAGGCGGACGUGAAUGCCGCUGCCACGACCGGUGUCUCGAGCGGGCAAGCAUCGGAAUCGGGCGCCCCGGCCGAUACGGAGGGGGGCGACGCGCCCGUGGCGUACAGCAAAACAAAGUCGUUCUUUGACAACAUAUCGAGUGAGGCCAAAGACCGUGCUGCUGCGGCCAGCAGCAACAGUGGCCGUCCGGGCGGUCCCCAGUGGCGGGGCGAAGAGCAGCGCAAGAACGUCGAGACGUUCGGUCAGGGCAGCGUCGACGGCGGCUACCGCAACAACUACCGGGGUCGUGGCCGUGGCCGUGGCCGUGGUGGCUACAACCGGGGCCGUGGUGGUAACAACAGCGGCUACCGCCGGAACAAUGACUACAACAACCAGCAGCAACAGCCUCAGCCUCAGCAGUAG